AUGUCUAUGCUCAAUGACCACGAGUCAGCGAAGAAGCGAGUUUACUGUGUCGAGUCAGUCAGAGGCCACCGUCUCCACCACCUCCCAAUGCCCCAGGCUGCCACCCAGAAACUGAUGCCACGAACCCACUGCAACUCGGGGCUCGGGGGUUCUCCCACCUGUCCUCCUCCUCAGCGUCCUACACCUCCCUUUAUCCCGGCGAACAGGACGACAUUCAAUUCCAUACCUAGAUUCUCUUUCUCAGAUCAUAAACCGGCAUAUCGUGACCAGCAUCGGCGCAUCAUGGCCAUCUACAGCGCAGUCCCCCCUCCACCCAACCUGGACCCCGCGGAUGGGCUCACGGACGUAGCAUCGCCGCCUUCGCCUCCCCCCCAACCAUCCGUGGUGGUGCUCCCGCAGACCCCGAGCUACCUUCAGUCCAGCUCCCGGCUUGCAGACAUCGAGGCGUGGACUCUCUCGGCCCUCCAAUCGUUGCGCGUCAGUCCCAUCGCGCGUGGUACCGGAAGCCCGCUCACCAUUCCGCUCGACGAGGCCGCGCGCCUACAGCAUGCGCAAACCACCAUCCCCCAUCGCUCCGUCACCAUUGCCAUCGAUGCGCCGCCGAAAGAUCCCAUCCGACGGCCGCCGAGUUGUCGCGACAGCCAGAAGACGCGCGAGGCUCUCCUCAAGGGCCACGAGGGGAGUCGUCAGCGCCGUCGCUGGGAGAACGACGGGCAGACUACGCCACAACCUGUUUUCACUAAUGUGCACGCCGUCUCCACAGAUCGCCUCAUCCACGUUCCCAACGUCCAGCCCCCUCUCCCCUCCGACUUUGCCCCCCACCCGACCCACCCCGUCCAGAAAGUCCCCUACCACCUAGCGGCCUACUGGGACCGCGAGCCCAAGAGCGGCGCCGCAGCGCCCCUCCGACAGCGCUUCGACGAGAAGCACCAGGCGCAGCAGGCCCGGCGCAAGAAGCAGCAGCUCGCCAACGGGUCCGCCACCGGCCUCGGCGCCGGCAUGGUGCCCCGCGACCUGCGCGACUACGCCAAGCGCUCCCCCGCCGUGCGCAACUGGCUGCAGCACCUCGAGGAACCCGUGCGCGGGUUCGCCCAGCGGCAGAGGGCGGCCGAGGCGCUCGCGGCGGAUGAGGAGACGGACAUCGACGGCCUCGAUAGCGAGGAUGAGGAGAUUGUCUUCGUCGGGCGAAAGAACCAGGCGGCGGCCACCGCGACGAGGGCGGCGCGUGGGUGGAAGAGAGCGACGAGGGAAGUCGGCGGCAGUGGGGGAGCCGUCGAGUCGGGCGUGGUGUUUGACGAUCUGGGAGACGAUGAGACGGCGCCCUUCAAGCGCUGGCUCAUCCAUUCGCUCUCCACCUACUACGGUCUCCAGUCCCGCUCUGUCACGGCCGGGUCGCCUCCCAGGAGAGUCGUCUACGUCGGCAUCAAGAGCACGAUUCCGAAGCGGGGACGUGCCAACCCCUUCCGGAACGACAUGCCCCGGCCUCUGUGGGAAACGAUGGAACGGCACACGCCAGUCCCACUACCGGCGUAUUCCGGCGAUGAGAGGCAGCAGUUCGUUUGGCAUUUAGCCGCGGCAUCUAGCCACGGCAUCUUGGAAUAUAGGCUUCUUUGGCCAAUGACCUGA
Messenger RNA from Sodiomyces alkalinus F11, 1626 nucleotides. RefSeq lists its product as hypothetical. The transcript has 7 exons. Bases 1 to 1626 code for a protein of 541 amino acids. NCBI's taxonomy places the organism in Eukaryota, Fungi, Ascomycota, Sordariomycetes, Glomerellales, Plectosphaerellaceae. The record is from RefSeq and is a predicted model, not a curated record. Gene Ontology annotation, molecular function: nucleic acid binding.